UCGGGCCCUGUGCCUUCCAACGGUCAAUACUUUCAAAAUCCCUAUUCCCCCAAAUUGAAACCCAUAAUUUGGGACUGUGUUCUGAACCCCCAACAUUCUCUCUCUCUCUCUCUCUCUCAAAUCCAAGGUAGACCUUCAAUUCUUGAUGGAAGCCCUAGAAGCUUCUGCGACUCCAGCAAAGUCCCUGAACCCUAAUUUGACCUCCAAGGUCAGGGUCAUCGUUAGGGUUCGGCCUUUUCUUCCCCACGAAAUCUCCGCCCUGAACGGCGAUCACACUCCCUGCGCUUCCGUUCUUGACCUAGAAUCUCAGUCGUCCACUGAAGAAGUCGUCGUUCAUCUCAAAGAUAAAGAAUCAAGCCGAAAGGAGUGUUAUCGGUUAGACUCGUUCUUUUCCGGGGAGGACAACAAUGUAGCUCGGAUUUUCUACAGGGAAGUGAGCCCUUUGAUUCCGAGAAUCUUCCAGGGCUUCAAUUCCACUGUGUUUGCUUAUGGAGCUACCGGUAGUGGAAAGACUUACACUAUGCAGGGGACGGAUGAGAUGCCGGGUCUAAUGCCACUGGCCAUGUCCACGAUCCUAUCCAUGUGCCAGUGCACCGGAGCCACAGCUGAGAUUUCAUACUAUGAGGUCUAUAUGGACAGGUGUUAUGAUCUGUUAGAGGUCAAAUCUCAGGAAAUUGCUGUUUUGGAUGACAAAGAUGGUCGGAUUCAUCUUAGGGGGCUCUCUAGGGUGCCUAUAAAGUCGAUGCAAGAAUUUGAUGAGGCCUUGUCUUGUGGGAUUCAGAGGCGGAAAACCGCGCAUACGGGUCUUAAUGAUGUCUCUAGUAGGAGCCAUGGGGUCCUUGUGAUUUCUGUUUCCACUCCUUGUGAUGGUGUUUCUGGGGCUGCUGUUACUGGGAAGUUGAACCUCAUAGACUUGGCAGGCAACGAAGAUAACAGAAGAACUUGCAAUGAAGGGAUUCGUCUCCAAGAGAGUGCAAAGAUUAACCAGUCAUUGUUUUCAUUGUCAAAUGUGAUUUAUGCAUUAAACAACAACUUAUCCCGAGUUCCCUACAGAGAGAGUAAAUUGACUCGUAUAUUGCAAGACUCACUAGGUGGGAUGAGCGAGGCUUUGAUGAUUGCUUGCUUGAAUCCAGGAGAGUACCAGGAGUCAGUUCACACUGUCAGCUUGGCAGCUCGGUCACGUCACAUCACCAAUUCGGUUCCUUCGGCUCACAAGCAAGAGACACCAAAGGUUAAAGUAGACAUGGAAGCCAAACUUCAUGCUUGGCUUGAAUCCAGAGGAAAGACAAAGAGUGCACAAAGAGUUCAACCAUUGAAUUCUCCUUUCUUGGGAAAACCUCCACUCUCCUCUACCAAGAAAUUUAACACCAACCUCAGCUCACUGAAGAAGCUUACUACUAACCGACGUGAUGGAAAGGAAAGGACAAUCACUACGGCUGUCAGGAAUUUAUUUGAUGAAGGCCCAGUUGAUACUAAUUUGGAGAGCCUGCUAAAUGCUGCUAAGGAUAAGGGUGAUGCUGAAACCGGUGGAUUUGCAAGCUUACCUGGUGAGUCAUCAAACCAUGACGAGAAGUCUACAAGCUUUGUUAAUUCAUCACCUGUUGGUAAGAGGAAGAGCCCACUCAAAAGUCCUUUGAGGAAAGUUCUUUCCCCUGUCAAUGCAAAUAUAAACCCAAAACCCUUUGAUGAACUGGUAUCCAUUGAGCCAAGGACACCCAAGACACCUUUUCCUGUAAGUUGUAUGAACAACAGAUUCCAAAAUCUGGGAACCCCACUAGAGAAAUUCACUGCUUGUGGGUCUCAAGUAAAGAACUGCCUUGUUCAAGAGUAUGUUGACUUCUUAAACACAGCCAACAGGGAGGAGCUACUGGAAAUCAAGGGAAUCGGAGUCAAAUAUGCAGACUACAUACUCGGACUGAGAGAAACAAGCCCUUUACAAUCGCUGAGCGAUUUGGAGAAAGUAGGGCUCUCUUCUAAGCAGAUUCACAUCUUGUUUAACAAAGCUGCAAUAGGAGUAUUCGAUGAAAAAGGAGAUGCAAAACCCAAGUGUGCGGUGGUUUCGCAAGUCCAGUAAGACUCAGAAAGCGGAUUUUGCAGAAUUGACUCCUCAGAUUCAAUACAGAUUUGAAUCAGAUAUUGUUGUACAAACAGCUAAUCUAGCUUUGAUGAUGACGUAAUAGAGUUGUAUCAUAUUCGUAAGAGAGACCUCUUAGAAGAAUCCAUGUAUUAGGCAGAGGCUCUAUGCUAAAAGAUUCUGUCAUUGUUGUUAACUCAGGUCAAGAAUUGGGUAUAGCUUUUUCAAUGAUUUUUUCAAUUUCAAUUGAUGACUUUG
Rosa chinensis is the source of this 2332-nucleotide messenger RNA. Its product is annotated as kinesin-like protein KIN-10B. Gene Ontology annotation, molecular function: microtubule motor activity; microtubule binding; ATP binding. The coding region runs from base 146 to 2074 and encodes 642 amino acids. Gene Ontology annotation, biological process: mitotic spindle organization; microtubule-based movement. The transcript is spliced from 13 exons. Lineage: Eukaryota; Viridiplantae; Streptophyta; Magnoliopsida; Rosales; Rosaceae. The record is from RefSeq and is a predicted model, not a curated record.